Leishmania mexicana MHOM/GT/2001/U1103 is the source of this 1548-nucleotide messenger RNA. RefSeq lists its product as hypothetical. The transcript has a single exon. Lineage: Eukaryota; Euglenozoa; Kinetoplastea; Trypanosomatida; Trypanosomatidae. Bases 1 to 1548 code for a protein of 515 amino acids. The record is from RefSeq and is a predicted model, not a curated record. Gene Ontology annotation, biological process: vesicle-mediated transport.
AUGGCCCUCACGACGUCAUCGGAUGUCGGCGCACCGCUCAUCAGCCUCGCCGUUUACUGCCCACUCCUCUGCGCUGAUAAGGAGGAGCACGGGGCGGACAACAUCCUCUUCUACUUUCCAUCUGACACGCACCUCAACUUGCAGAUGAACCAAGUAGGCUUCUGCAUCGCCAUCAGCUCCCUCGCACCUCGGUUUGGGGUACACUGCAGCUGGCACCAGACGAUCCGAAAGCAGCGCAGCAGCGUCUGCCUGAUGAGCCCAGCGGAAGACCUGUGGGUGAGUGCGCACGUGCGUGGCGGCAACGAGGCUGCGCUCACCACUCACCACCUACUACAGCUCAGCUGUGCCUUGUUUGAGCUGCUGUACAGCGCAGACACGCUGUUGCAGCUCACCUUACCGAAUAUCGAAGAGGGCAGAAAAGAAGGCCCACCCACUGGCUCCGGCAGUUCAACCCUCUCGACACCGACAGCAGACAAGGCGCUCUCCUCCGACACGGCGGCGCGUCCGGCGCUGCGGUCUUUUUUUACCAGAUGCGCCACCUUUAUCUCCAGCGUUUUGGCAGCGCAGUGCAAGGCGCGUGAUGGUGCAACGGAACAAAUGGGUCGGCCAGGCGCUGCCAUGUCAGCACAGGACUGGGCCCACUACCUCUCCGCCGAAGCGUCAUUUGGGCUCCCGCUGCGCUUCGUAAGCGACCGCGAACUCCCCUCUUUGCAACUGGGACGCGUCGAAGAGGUGGUGCGGCACAUUUUGUGGCGGCCUGUGAGCGGAUGUACAGCCGGGCCUGAUUGUGACGCACCGUCGUCGCUGGGCCGUGACAGUGUACACUGCUGUGUCUUUCAUCUGCCAUCGCUGCACGUAGUGAUGGCGGACAGUCGGCUGCCUCGUGUCGUGGUGCAGUCCCUCAAGUACUACCUAGUCCUCUACGCACCGAUUGCCUGUACCUCGUUUCGGUGCCAUGUGCCGCCGGGCGGGCCGUGCGAAGCGGCUGUCUGGCUGGAUGGGAAUGUAGUUGUCGUACUGGUCGAUCGGCAUGAAGACCAGGCUUCCAGCGUCGGCGGGCGUGCGGUAUCCCCGUCGCUGAUGGAGCACGCCAGAAUCAUCAGCAGCAAGAUACGCCAGUUGCUUAGCAAACCAGCGGCUGGUGCUACUUCAGUGGAGGCGAACGACGCCUAUUGGCUCUCCACACGCGACGUGCCAACGCAUCAGCUGUACUACAAGCUGACUUUAAAACCGCCAAUCGCGGCAUCGAGCGGCCUCGUCGCACACUGGCGUCUGAGGGGUACCGUAGUAGAGGGAACGCCUUUCCGCCAGGUGGUGCCCGGUCUCGUCGAGUACGUACGCGCGCUAGUGUACUCGACGAAGCUGUGCCUACCCCCCUCCACGUCGCCCAGCGUACUGGAGUACUGGACGCGCUGGAACUCUUUCUGGGUUUACCUGCGCUUUGCCGGUCCCACAGUGACUGCCCUCGCCUGGCAGCACCAACAGCUCCCGAUGCGUGUCCGCGAGCUUGCCUACGAGACGCAGCGUCUUCUUCUUGUGGCGCCUUAG